Vombatus ursinus (common wombat) is the source of this 2314-nucleotide messenger RNA. It is a transcript of the gene GRPEL1, whose product is annotated as GrpE like 1, mitochondrial. Gene Ontology annotation, molecular function: protein-folding chaperone binding; adenyl-nucleotide exchange factor activity; protein homodimerization activity. The record is from RefSeq and is a predicted model, not a curated record. Gene Ontology annotation, cellular component: PAM complex, Tim23 associated import motor. Lineage: Eukaryota; Metazoa; Chordata; Mammalia; Diprotodontia; Vombatidae. The transcript is spliced from 4 exons. The coding region runs from base 32 to 685 and encodes 217 amino acids. Gene Ontology annotation, biological process: protein folding; protein import into mitochondrial matrix.
UCGGGGGCAAGUCGGGGCUGAGGGGGUGGUCAUGGCGGCGCAGUGCUCGGGUUUGGUGCGGCGGACUUUCCCGGCGAUCGCUCUCUCUCUUCGGACCUCUUCUAGACUCCUCUGUACAGCAGCAAAACAGAAAAAUAAUGGCCAGAACUUAGAAGAUGACUCGAGUCAAAAUGAACAGAAGACAGACAAUACCACUCCAGAGAAGACAUUAACUGAAGAGAAGGUCAAAUUAGAAGAACAGCUGAAAGAAACUUUGGAGAAGUACAAGCGAGCCUUAGCAGAUACGGAGAACUUGCGACGGCGAAGCCAGAAAUUAGUAGAAGAGGCAAAAUUAUAUGGUAUUCAAGGUUUUUGUAAGGAUUUAUUAGAAGUUGCUGACAUUUUGGAAAAGGCAACAGCAAGUGUCCCAAAAGAGGAAAUAAAGGAAGAAAACCCUCAUUUGAAGAACCUCUAUGAGGGUCUUGUCAUGACUGAAAUCCAGAUUCAAAAAGUGUUCAAAAAGCAUGGUUUGCUCAAACUAGAUCCUGUUGGUACCAAAUUUGAUCCCUAUGAACAUGAAGCCUUGUUCCAUACUCCAGUAGAGGGGAAAGAGCCCGGCACCAUUGCACUAGUAACCAAAGUUGGGUAUAAGCUACAUGGGCGAACCUUGAGACCUGCUUUGGUAGGUGUUGUUAAAGAACCAUAGCAGUCUAACUUUCUGACUCUUUCUUCCCCACACUCAGAUGCCAUACAGUUUAUUAAAUGGAUAUUUUCUCCUUCAAACACUUUUCACAUUUUCUCACUCUUCAUGGAAGUAACCAGUGGCCCAACAGAAAAUUCACCCAGUCUUGAAAUUGCAUUAUUUAAUGAACUGAAUAAUUUGAAAACUCUGCAAAUUGAUUUUAGUAUUGCAUAUUUGAAAAACAGAGCCUCUGAGGCACUCUUGUACAUGUAUAGUAUCUUGAAUAAUGUUUUAUCUGUUAAUAACCCUGGCUACUUAAAAGGUAUGUUCAGUGAAUAAAACACCUCCAGGAAUUCUAGUGUGACUGUCCAGACAGGUUUAUGGGUUUGUUUGUUGUUGUUUUUUACUUCUUUUAUCAUCCUGGAUUUUUUUUUCUUUUGUACUAUGAAAAGAUUAUGAGAAAAGUGCUUUGAAAUUUAUAAAAUGACUAGAUGAAACCAACAGAUUUUCUCUCUGCAACAAAUUUUAUAAUAAUCUUUGAGAGAAGUAUACUUUGGCUCCUUGUUUAUGUUGCUGUCUUGCUGCCAAAAAUUUUGGUGGCUUCUAGCUUUUCCUUGGGAUAUAUUGAUAUGUAUAUAGUGCUGUUUAUUCUGAACCAUUAUGUGAACUUCAAAAAAGAAGCUAUUUAAAUAAUAUCUAAGUACUACAUAUUAUCCAACUAUCACUAAUAAUUUUCCCAGUAUUUGGGUUUUAUUUCAGACCUUUAGGUAAAUAAACCAUUUUUAGUAGUCCUUUUCAUUUUUACAGCUAUCACUUUGCCAGUUAAGUAAUUUGAUUUGGCCCUCAAAAUCUGGGAAAAUGUUUGCAGUCUUUUGGAGUGUUGUAUUUAAAAGUAGAAAUAUGUUGAAAUCAGUGUCUGAAAUAAUCUCAACAAAUGUAUUUAAUUUUACAUUCCUUAGUAAGUUCUGCUUUCCCAGAGUUUAGGAACCAAGUACUACUGGGUGUGGUUUUUAAAACAUUGUUUGAAUUUAUUAUUUAAAAGGAUUAAAGCCCUAACUUGUGCUAAUUUUCCUAUUUUCUGGCAUUUGUUUUCUAUUUGUUGGGUUAUGUUCUUGUUACAAUUGUAAUGGCCUUUGACAUUUCAAAACUAAAAGCCCUCAAAUCAUGUUAUUUAACUCUUAGCUUUUUUACAUACACAUUUUAACUGCUGUACCAAUUACAUGAACUUUGUUUUCAAUUAUAUUCAGCAAACAUGCAUCUACUGCUUAUGUGAUCCUCAGGGAAUAGAUUAAAAAUGACAAUUCCUGCCUUCAGAGUUGACAGUGGUAGACAUGACAACUCCACCUUGCAUUGUUUUGUGUAUAGGAGCAGAAGACAUCUAAAAUGUUUUAAGAAAAUUUCAUUCAACAUUCUGAGUUGGAGGUUUUCAGAGAAGACUACAUGAGGAGGUGGCGGCCCUUACCCUGAAGACAAGACAUUAAUAUUCUCAGAGAUGUGAGCUUGUAUUCUAGGCAUGGGAGAAGGAAGGCCUGAAUGAACAUGCAGAAGUAAGGGAAUGGCUAGCAGUUUGCCUGGAAAGUGGAGUACAUGAAGAGGAGGAGUAAUAUGAAAUCCAACUGAAAAAGUAAAUAAAUGGCCUUAAAAUACCAGGCU